CCACCCACUACCCUUUUUAUUCCCAUCCCUACUAGCUACUCCCUUCCCCGCGCUCCAAGACGCACCAUAAGCCUCUAAAUUGAGAAAUCAGAAGAGAAAAAAUGAUACCGACUUAUUUCAUGUCGACCUUGAUCUUGUUCUCCUUCUUACUAUUUGAAGCUGCCGCUUCGUUUUCAGAUCCGAAAGAUCGAGAUUACUACACGUUGUCGAGGAUGAAGACGGUUCUGCUGGGCCCCGGGGGAUCUGGGCUCGGCGACUGGGACUCUCCGUCGACGCACUGCGGCUUCUCCGGCGUGACCUGCGACGCCGAGUCGCGCGUGGUGGCCCUCAACUUGUCCUUCGUCCCCCUCCGCGGCUCGCUCCCCGCGGACGCCGCCCUCCUCGACCGCCUCGUCGACCUCACCAUCUCCUCCGCCUUCCUCCGCGGCGGGAUCCCCCGCGAGCUCGCCUCCCUCCCCUCCCUCCGCCUCCUCAACGUCUCCAACAACAACCUCACCGGCGACCUCCCCCCCCUCCCCGGCGGCGGCUUCCCCGCCCUCGAGAUCCUCGACGUCUACAACAACAACUUCUCCGGGCCGCUGCCGCCGGACCUCUCCUCCCUCCCCCGCCUCCGCCACCUCCACCUCGGCGGCAACUACUUCACCGGCCCCAUCCCCGACAGCUACGCCGACUUGGCCGCCCUCGAGUACCUCGGCCUCAACGGGAAUUCGCUGUCGGGCCGCGUCCCCCCGGGCCUGAGCAGGCUGUCGAGGCUGCGCGAAUUAUACAUCGGGUACUUCAACACCUACGACGGCGGGAUUCCGCCGCAGUUCGGGAUGCUGACUUCGCUGGUGCGCCUGGACAUGGGAGGCUGCGGGCUGUCGGGCCCGAUCCCCCGCACCCUCGGCAACCUCAAGUUUCUCGACACGCUGUUUCUGCAGAUGAACCGCCUCUCGGGCCCGAUCCCUCCGGAGCUCGGCGCCCUCCCCCGGCUCGAAUCGCUCGACCUCUCGCUCAACGAACUGACCGGGGAGAUCCCGGAAAGCUUCGCCGGCCUGACGGAGCUGAAGCUGCUCAACCUCUUCCACAACCACAUCCGCGGCGGGAUGCCGGCGUUCGUCGCCCAGCUGCCGAACCUCGAGGUGCUGCAGGCGUGGGAGAACAACUUGACCGGGGAGCUGCCGGCGUCGCUGGGCACGAACGGCCGGCUGCUGAAGCUCGACGUGACGAGCAACCACCUGACCGGGCUAAUCCCCCCCGACUUGUGCGCCGGCGGCAGGCUGCAGCUGCUGGUGCUGAUGGACAACGCGUUCUUCGGCCCCAUCCCCGGCAGCCUCGGCGAGUGCCGGUCCCUCGGCCGCGUCCGCCUCAGCAAGAAUUUCCUCAACGGGUCGAUCCCCGCCGGCCUCUUCGCCCUCCCCGACGUCAACAUGCUCGAGCUCAGCGACAACUACCUGUCCGGCGAGAUCCCGCCGGCGAUCUCGGGCGCGAAACUGAGCAUGCUGCUGCUGGCGGAUAAUCUGAUCUCCGGCCGGAUCCCUGCGGCGAUCGGAGACGCCGCGGCGCUGCAGACGCUGUCGCUGGAGUCGAACCGGAUGUCGGGAUCGAUACCGCCGGAGAUCGGGCGGCUCAAGCACCUGUCCAAACUGAACCUCAGCGGCAAUUCCCUCGCCGGCGAUAUCCCGAAGGACCUCGCGGGGUGCUCGUCGCUCGCCGCCAUCGAUUUGAGCCGCAACCGGCUCACCGGAGAGAUACCGGCGGAGAUAACGCAGCUCGGCGUGCUCAGCACGCUCAACCUCUCGAUGAACCGGCUCUCCGGCGAGAUCCCGAAGCAGAUAGCGACGAUGACGAGCCUCACCGUGCUCGACCUCUCCUUCAACAACCUCUCCGGAGCGAUCCCGGCCCAGGGCCAAUUCUUGGUGUUCAACGCGAGCUCGUUCGCGGGGAACCCCGCGCUCUGCGGCGGCGGCGGCGGCGGCGGGACCGUCCCGUGCUCGGCGGCGGCGGCGGCCGGGGGCGGCGGCGGCGGCGGCGGGGAAUUCGGGUCGAUGGCGCAUCGGUGGCGCGCGAGGCGGAUCGUGCUGGGGAUCGGGCUGGUGGCGGGAGCCUGCGUUCUGUCGUGCUUCGCGGGGACGCGCGGAUGGGAGGCGUGGCGGGAGGCGAGGCGGCGGCGAUCGGGGGCGUGGAAGAUGACGGCGUUCCAGCGGCUCGACUUCACGGCGGAGGACGUGAUGGAGUGCCUGAAGGACGACAACGUCAUCGGGAAGGGCGGCGCCGGGAUCGUCUACCGCGGCAGCAUGCCCAGCGGCACCGAAGUCGCGAUCAAGCAUCUGGUGGGGCGCGGCGGUGCCGGCGAGCACGACCGCGGGUUCACCGCCGAGAUCACCACGCUCGGGCGAAUUCGGCACCGGAACAUAGUGAGACUACUAGGGUUCGUGGCGAACCGGGAGGCGAACCUGCUGCUGUACGAGUACAUGCCGAACGGGAGCCUGGGGGAGAUGCUGCACGGGGGGAAGGGGGCGCACCUGGGGUGGGAGGCGCGGUGCCGGAUCGCGGCGGAGGCGGCGCGGGGGCUCUGCUACCUGCACCACGACUGCUCGCCGCUCAUCAUCCACCGCGACGUCAAGUCCAACAACAUCCUCCUCGACUCCAACUUCGAGGCGCACGUUGCCGACUUCGGCCUCGCCAAGUUCCUCCGCGACUCCGCCGCCUCCGAGUGCAUGUCCGCCAUCGCCGGCUCCUACGGUUACAUCGCUCCGGAAUACGCUUACACCCUUCGGGUGGACGAAAAGAGCGAUGUGUACAGCUUCGGGGUGGUGCUCCUGGAGCUGCUCACGGGCCGCCGGCCCGUGGGCGGGUUCGGGGACGGCAUCGACAUCGUCCUCUGGGUCCGAAAAACUACCGCCGAGAUGACCGACAGUGCUUCGUCUGACACAGCAGCUGCGGCGCUCUCCGUGGUGGACCGCCGCCUCUCGCCGAGCCCACCGGACCUGAUCACCAACCUCUUCAAGGUGGCCAUGCUGUGUGUCGAGGAGAAGAGCACGGCCCGGCCGACCAUGCGCGAGGUCGUCCACAUGCUUUCCAACCCCGCAACGCUGCUGCCGCUGCCGCUGCCGCUGCUGCAGAACGAUCUCCUCACUUUGUGAGGGAGAAAAUUAAACAACAUUUUCUUGGUGAUUAUUAUUACUAUAAUAAGAUCGAGGCAGUGGUGUAAGGUGUAUCAAGGAUUUGGUGCAUUUUGGUGUUUGAUUAGGGUGUAUAUAAUUAAAUUAAUCGGCCUAUUUUGCGACGUUGUUAGCAGCAAUGCUGCUUAAUUACUUGAUAUAUUAUUUGACUUUGGAGGCCGAGCUUGUAAUGGAAUGUAUGAUGAAUUUAUUUUGGAGCGCCGAAAAUGAGUUGAAAAAUUCUGAGCCGAACACGAGCCGGCACGAAAUGCUUUUGAGCUGAGCUCGAGUUAAAUCUUGGCUCGCCCGCGUUCGGCUUGUUUACACCUGUCAAGCGGGUCGGAUUGUACAUCAUCUAUAUACCUAGUAAUAUUGGCCUGUAAGGCAAAUUAUGUGAUU
Molecule: messenger RNA, 3542 nt
Organism: Ananas comosus (pineapple)
Lineage: Eukaryota; Viridiplantae; Streptophyta; Magnoliopsida; Poales; Bromeliaceae
Product: leucine-rich repeat receptor-like kinase protein THICK TASSEL DWARF1
Exons: 3
Coding region: 102-3125 (1007 amino acids)
Biological process (GO): protein phosphorylation
Molecular function (GO): ATP binding; receptor serine/threonine kinase binding; protein kinase activity
Source: RefSeq, a predicted model, not a curated record